AUGGCUUCCAACCCUUGCUCUGCAUGCAAAGUCUUGAAAUCCGUGUGUACAGGUGAAUGCGUUUUUUCGCCAUAUUUUCCAUCGACGGAGCCUGAAAUUUUUGACCGUGUGCAUAGAAUUUUUGGAGCCGAAAACGUUUACAAAAUACUGAGCAAUGAGACUUUCUCACCUUUACAGCGUGAACAUGCUGUUAAGGCUCUCAGCUAUGAAGCUGAAGCCCGCAUACGUGAUCCUGUAACAGGGUAUUAUGAUAUGUCUUUGGCUUAUGAAAAAAUUCUCAACAAUUUGAAAGAGCAAAUUGUCUCUGCAAAGAAUGAGAUCGUGGCCACCAUGGGACCCGAUAAAAUGGGUGAUAAUCAUGGAGCUGAUGAGGCAUCAACAUCUGCAAUGCCACCUGCAUCUUCAGGAGGCACCAAUGAUACUCAACAGACAUCUUAA
Molecule: messenger RNA, 438 nt
Organism: Eutrema salsugineum
Lineage: Eukaryota; Viridiplantae; Streptophyta; Magnoliopsida; Brassicales; Brassicaceae
Product: LOB domain-containing protein 35
Exons: 2
Coding region: 1-438 (145 amino acids)
Source: RefSeq, a predicted model, not a curated record